AUGACCGCUGAAAAUAUAGACCCGGAAACACUUAUAACACUUGUCCAACAAAGAUCAACGAUCUAUGAUUAUAAAGAUAAAUUACACAGUAACCGAGAUGUUCAGGAAAGAUUAUGGAAAGAAAUCUCCAGAAUACUAAAAGCUCCAGUUUCUGAGUGUAAAACCAAAUGGACAACUUUAUGCAAUUCGUUUUCUAAACAAUUACGCGAAGAAAAGAAAUUAACAUCUGGUUCAGAAGCGACAAAAAAAAGGAAAUGGCAUUUAUACGAUAACAUGACGUUUUUAAAAGAUUAUAUGUUCCAACAUAAAGAUAUGACAAGUAAUCUUAUUGCGGACGAUUUGGAUGAACCAACUGAUACAAAUGUUAAAGAAUCUGGAAUUUCAAAUUUUGAGGAACAACCUGAUAUGACACUUAAGUUCGACCAAAAUGUCAAUGUGGAUAAAGAAAUAGAUAGUGAACAAAGCUCAAGUUUACACGAGUUUAAGAAACCAAAAAACAAAAAAAAAGUUCUGUCAAUUGAAGAACCAUAA
Messenger RNA from Rhopalosiphum maidis (corn leaf aphid), 531 nucleotides. RefSeq lists its product as uncharacterized. NCBI's taxonomy places the organism in Eukaryota, Metazoa, Arthropoda, Insecta, Hemiptera, Aphididae. The transcript has 3 exons. Gene Ontology annotation, biological process: regulation of transcription by RNA polymerase II. Bases 1 to 531 code for a protein of 176 amino acids. Gene Ontology annotation, cellular component: transcription regulator complex; nucleus. The record is from RefSeq and is a predicted model, not a curated record.